AGAGAAAUACAGCGACUAGUCUGACCAGCUUCUCUGAUAUUAGCCUCUUUAUAUGCUAUGAUUCUGUGAGCUUUGAUUUUUUUAUUUAUUUAUAUGUGGCAAAUGUGGACGAAUAGGAAGACAUUGUGCUUAGCUGUGCACGGAGCUGAUGAUAUUCUCGCAACGGAUUGACAACUAACGUUAAUAGAUUCAUUCUAAGUGUCCCAGAUCCGCAUACCAUGAGCAGCUCUCGCUAUGAACCCAGCUGGGACGUGGACCUGGCGCCCCUUCUGUCCUGUAAACUGUGCCUGGGAGAGUUUCCCCUGGAACAGAUGACCACCAUCUCCCAGUGCCAGUGCAUAUUUUGCAGUCUGUGUUUGAAGCAAUAUGUUGAACUCCUCAUUAAAGAGGGCCUUGAAACUGCUAUUAGCUGUCCAGACUCUGCCUGCCCAAAACAGGGACAUUUGCUGGAAAACGAGAUUGAGUUUAUGGUGGCUAGCGAAGUCAUGCAACGUUAUAAGAGACUCCAGUUUGAGCGAGAGGUGCUUCUGGAUCCUUGUCGGACCUGGUGCCCAUCGUCCUCCUGUCAAGCUGUGUGCCAGCUGAAUGAAUCAGAGGUGCAGCUCCCACAGCCGGUGCAGUGCCCUCAGUGCAGUCUGCGUUUCUGCUCCGCCUGCAGGGCAGACUGCCACAGCGGCCAGGCGUGUCAGGAGAGCCUGCCAAUUACCACCUUUCUGCUUGGGGAAAACGGCUCUAACCUCAAGAGUGAGGAGGACGAGGCUCCAAUCAAACGCUGUCCUAAAUGUAAAGUUUACAUUGAGAGAGAUGAAGGCUGUGCCCAGAUGAUGUGUAAGAACUGCAAGCAUGCCUUCUGUUGGUACUGCCUGGAGUCAUUAGACGAUGACUUUUUACUGAUCCACUAUGAUAAAGGACCCUGCCGGAAUAAACUGGGUCAUUCCAGAGCCUCCGUCAUCUGGCAUCGGACACAGGUUGUUGGGAUUUUUGCUGGCUUCGGUCUGCUGUUACUAGUGGCCUCCCCUUUCCUUUUGCUGGCCACUCCUUUCGUGCUUUGCUGCAAGUGCAAGUGUAAACGUGGCGACGACGACCCUCUUCCCACCUAGCACCGAUUCAGCUUCAGGAGGUGAUUUUCCACUCAUUUGACAGAGGAUCGACUAUGAUCCUGUUUCGUUCUCCUGAGCACACUUUGCAGGUGCAUUGGUAAAACACUCAUCUGUUCAUGAGACUGCUCUUCUGAAUAUGUUGACUUGCAUUGAAAGGUGUUACGGAGGAGCAGAGAAGCUGAUUGGAUGAGCCAUUGGAGUUCAACAGAUGUGUAGUGUUUGGAAGCAAACACUUUUGUUCUGUCCUUUUGUUACACAUCGUCUUGUAUCUUUUCUCAGCAUCACUGUUUCUACACUUUAUGUGGUAUUAAGGUUAACUAAGCUAUUUUUGAUCUUGUUUAUCCUGACAUAUUACAAACACUUGACAGGAAAACAUUUCUUAGCAGUGCUUUCAUAAUUUUCUUGUAGCAUGUUCACAUAACCUCAAUAUCUCAGCCAGUUUGUUUCAGUUUAAUUGCAUAUGCAUGCUGGUGGCCGAGGAUGUUUCACUUUUGUACCUUGCACACAGGGGCUCUAAUGAGCUUUAGACUACCACUUGCUUUUAUAUGCUUCCUAUAUGAUCUUUCGUAGGACGAUAAAACCUUGUUCUUCCAUUUGAAUCUUCACAGAUACUGUACACGCACCAUAGACGUAGCAGACAUGUCACCUGAUGCCUUCUCGAAGCUUGUAGGCUUGGGUGUUGCUGAGAGAUUUUAUUAUUAUCCUGGUAUCAGACAGUAGGUCACAUAUCGAUCACUGAUUAUAACAGAGAUUUCACAAUCGUAUCAUUAAAGUAAGCUAAUAUUUUAUACAUAUGGUAAGUAAUGUCAUCUACAGAUACAUUUCGUUAACAUAACACACAUGUUGGCUUUAGUUUGUGUUUCCAACCCAGAAGGGUCUUAUCCUCAACCUGUUGAAGAUGCAAAUGCAACCUGCAUUACCAUGUGCCUGCCAAUUUAGGUCAGAGUAAUCAGGCCAGUGAGGCUUAACUUCUUACUUUUCAGGUCACUCUAGGAGUUGUGUAUUUAUUUAAUUAUUUUUUUGGAGUAAUACUUUUGGGAACAAUUUGCCAAAUGUGAUGUGUAAGCCCACAUGUUCACUGUCUAGCACAUUAAUAACUGGUUGAUGACUAGGGUACACCUAGUUUUAGUUCUUGUUCUCUGUUAAGUGAAGUAUGCCUUGCAUUUUAUUUUAUUUAAUUUUUUUGUAAUUUUGUUGAAACACUUUUUGUAGCUAACUGUAUAUAAUGUGUAUUUACAUGUACUUGUUUUCAUGUUUAAAUAUAUUAUUAUGCUGCAA
Molecule: messenger RNA, 2378 nt
Organism: Carassius auratus (goldfish)
Lineage: Eukaryota; Metazoa; Chordata; Actinopteri; Cypriniformes; Cyprinidae
Gene: rnf144ab
Product: ring finger protein 144ab
Exons: 8
Coding region: 219-1100 (293 amino acids)
Biological process (GO): protein ubiquitination
Molecular function (GO): zinc ion binding; ubiquitin-protein transferase activity
Source: RefSeq, a predicted model, not a curated record